AUGCACACCAUUGCAAGCACCCUCCUUGUUCCCCUCGCUCUCUGGAGCUUGGGUGCACUCGCCUCUCCUGCAGCAGUUCCCUCCGCAAACGCGCCAGUUCGGCGUGCACAAGUCUCAUCCCUCACACAAAUGACAUCCACUCAGUUGAAUGACCUCGCUCCGUUCACAGAGUUCGCUAGAGCAGCCUAUUGUAGUCCUAGCAUCGUAACUGGCUGGCAAUGUGGAGAGGCAUGCCAAGCAGUGCCUGGAUUCCAGGUUUCGCUUACUGGUGGAGACGGCGAUUCCAUUCAGUAUUAUUAUGUUGGUUAUUGGCCUACGCAGAAUGCUGUCGUGGUAGCUCAUCAAGGAACAGACCCCACACAAUUUUUGUCCGACCUUACCGAUGCAAACAUCCCCAUGGAGAAUCUAGACCCAACACUCUUCCCUGGUGUAGACAGCAGUGUUGAAGUCCACAGUGGCUUCGCCAACGAGCACGCACAGACUGCUCCGGCAAUCCUUGCGGAAGUGAAAACGCUGAUAGCAGCCAACAACGCACAAAACGUCAUAUUGGUUGGCCACUCAUUGGGUGGUGCCCUAGCCGAGCUUGAAUGCAUGUUCAUGGCCCUCAACUUGCCUUCGAACAUUGCGAUUCAAGGUGUCACUUAUGGAACGCCUCGUGUAGGCAAUCCUGCUUGGGCUAGCUUAUUUGACUCCAAGAUCACAAACUUCAUGCGGAUUAACAACGAGAAGGAUAUAAUCCCUAUCGUCCCAGGUCGCUUCUUGGGAUUCUCACACGUUCAAGGCGAGGUGCACAUCGUCUCACCAGGUGAUGCUGUCGAAUGUCCUGGUGACGACGAUGCGACAGAUGGCCAGUGCACGAUUAAGACAGUGCCUAACGUCUUUGAGGGGGACAUUCUGGACCACCUUGGACCAUACCAGGGUAUCUACAUCGGUACUAUCUAUUGCACAUAG
Messenger RNA from Serpula lacrymans var. lacrymans S7.9, 951 nucleotides. RefSeq lists its product as uncharacterized. The transcript has 7 exons. The record is from RefSeq and is a predicted model, not a curated record. Bases 1 to 951 code for a protein of 316 amino acids. Lineage: Eukaryota; Fungi; Basidiomycota; Agaricomycetes; Boletales; Serpulaceae. Gene Ontology annotation, biological process: lipid metabolic process.